Messenger RNA from Cottoperca gobio, 1015 nucleotides. It is a transcript of the gene lipt2, whose product is annotated as lipoyl(octanoyl) transferase 2. The coding region runs from base 146 to 841 and encodes 231 amino acids. The record is from RefSeq and is a predicted model, not a curated record. Gene Ontology annotation, molecular function: lipoyl(octanoyl) transferase activity. Lineage: Eukaryota; Metazoa; Chordata; Actinopteri; Perciformes; Bovichtidae. The transcript is spliced from 4 exons. Gene Ontology annotation, biological process: protein lipoylation.
UUUAUUGUGAAAGGUUUUCGGCAGGUGGCGGCAGAGUGCAACAAACACCGGAAACAGUCUGAGGAAGAAGAAUAACAACAAUGGCGGCGAAGUGAGAUUCGGUAGAGGAGGAUUUCUGAGACGUUAGAGAAGUCAGACAGCCCUGAUGCCGGGCAGCAGGCCGGUGGUGGAGGUGCUCCGUCUGGGUCUGCUGUCCUACCAGGAGGCUCUGCGGCUGCAGCAGCUCUACGUGACACGGCACCGCUCCGGCCCGGCUCACGCUCUGCUGCUGUGUCAGCACCCGCCGGUCUACACCACCGGCAUCCGCCACGCACCGUACCCGGCCCCCCUGCUGGACCGUCUGCGCCUGCUGGGGGCCGACGUCAACCGCAGCAACCGAGGAGGACUCAUCACCUUCCAUGGGCCGGGGCAGCUCCUCUGCUACCCCAUCCUCCACCUUAGCAGCUUCAAGAAGAGCGUCCGCUGGUACGUCUGCGAGCUGGAGAAGACCGUCCUCUCCGUCUGCAGCAGGUUUGGCAUCGAGGCGUCGACGUCUCCUCACACGGGAGUCUGGGUCGGAGACAACAAGAUCUGCGCCAUCGGAAUCCACUGCGGGCGAUACGUCACGUCUCACGGCUUCGCUCUGAACUGUAACACCGACAUGUCGUGGUUCCGCCACAUCGUGCCGUGUGGCAUCGAAGGUAAAGGGGUGACGUCGCUGAGCGCCGAGCUGCAGAGAGACGUUAGCGUGGAGGAAACCAUCCCUCACCUGCUCGACGCCUUCAGGGAGCAAUUCAACUGCCAGCUGACGGACGGACAAAUGCCUGAAACUGAGCAGGACAGCGGAGGAUCGUCAGCGUAGAAACUGAGCAGGACAGCGGAGGAUCGUCAGCGUAGAAACUGAGCAGGACAGCGGAGGAUCGUCAGCGUAGAAACUGAGCAGGACAGCGGAGGAUCGUCAGCGUGAAAACUGAGCAGGACAGCGGAGGAUCGUCAGCGUAGAAACUGAGCAGGACAGCGGAGGAUCGUCAGCGUA